Molecule: messenger RNA, 1265 nt
Organism: Arachis ipaensis
Lineage: Eukaryota; Viridiplantae; Streptophyta; Magnoliopsida; Fabales; Fabaceae
Source: RefSeq, a predicted model, not a curated record
AAGUUUAUGAUAUGUUUGUGCAGAGGAUUUUCAGAGUUUACAAACAACCAUUUGCACUCACAUAUAUUGGAGUAUCUAUGAUGGUGGUGUAUCUACCCAUUUCAGUUCUCAAAGACUGGAUCUACAAAUCAAUGAAGAAUUUAUAUAGAAACCUUCAUAGGGACUACAAUAAUGUCCCUUUUAGAAUGCAUGAGAUUCAGCAGCAGCCGCAAACCGAUUUAAAGAGUAGUUUGAUCACUGACAAACAUAUCAAAGAAGCAGAAGAAGGGGUGGUUUUGGUAAAGAAAGAAGGAGAUGAUGAGUCUCAUCAAUUGGUGGAUGCAGAGUGUUAUGGAAAUGGUUCAUGGGAAAUUGCUAAGUGUUGUUUGUACCUUACUCCAAUAUGGUUUGCAGCAGAGUACAUGGCAAACCUGGCACUUGCAAAUACAAGUGUUGUGAGCACAACAGUGCUGAGUUCAACGUCAGGUCUGUUUACACUUUUGUUUGGAGCUGUUGUUGGUCAGGACUCAGUAAACAUUACCAAAAUAUCUGCUGUCAUUAUCAGCAUGGCUGGUGUUGCCAUGACCACUCUUGGCAAAACAUGGGCAGCAGAUGAACAUAUUGCCACCUUCUCUCAGAGAACUAGAAUGCAUUCCAUAGCUGGAGACAUUUUUGCUCUACUCUCAGCAGUAUGUUGUGGCUUAUACACAGUGCUUCUGAAGAGUUAUGCUGGAUCAGGGGACAAAGUUGACAUGCAAAAGAUUUUUGGGUGUAUCGGUCUCUAUUGUCUUCUUGGCUUUUGGUGGCUAGCAUGGCCGUUAAAUGCGGUGGGAAUUGAACCUGUUUUCCAAUUUCCAACUUCAUCAUCCACAAUGGAAAUUGUUAUUGCAAAUAGCAUUUGGUCAAGCGUUAUUUCAGAUUACUUUUGGGCACUUUCAAUAGUUUGGACUGCUCCAUUGGUAGCUACAUUGGGCAUGUUAUUGAAUAUUCCUGUCGCAAUGGUAGCUGAUAUGCUUAUAUAUGGUCGCAAGUACUCAGCAAUUUACAUCUGUGGAUGCAUUCAGGUGUUUGCAGGAUUUACUCUAGCAAACCUUUCGGAUAAGUUUUCAAGGAAUGAUGCAGAGUUAUAAGAAUGAAGCUUAUUAAUUAAUUGUGUAUAUUAAAUCCGAGGAUUCAAUACAAUCAUGCAGGAGAAAAUAUGUGUGAGUAGUGUAAAGAAUAGCACAAGUGUAUAUGUAUCAUAUAACCUACGACCGGGUGAAAAAAAGAAAGAGCAUAACUAUAUA